Odobenus rosmarus divergens (Pacific walrus) is the source of this 1127-nucleotide messenger RNA. It is a transcript of the gene RNASEH1, whose product is annotated as ribonuclease H1. Gene Ontology annotation, molecular function: RNA-DNA hybrid ribonuclease activity; magnesium ion binding; nucleic acid binding. Gene Ontology annotation, biological process: DNA replication, removal of RNA primer. The record is from RefSeq and is a predicted model, not a curated record. NCBI's taxonomy places the organism in Eukaryota, Metazoa, Chordata, Mammalia, Carnivora, Odobenidae. Bases 1 to 858 code for a protein of 285 amino acids. The transcript is spliced from 10 exons.
AUGUCAUGGCUUCUGGCCGUGGCGCGCAGAGUUGCUUUGGUCGCCGUGCGCUGCAGCACCCACGGCAGUAGCGGUCUCAGCAUGUUUUAUGCCGUGAGGAGGGGCCGCAAGGCCGGGGUCUUCCAGACCUGGAGCGAAUGUAGAGCCCAGGUGGACCGGUUUCCUGCUGCCAGAUUUAAGAAAUUUGCCACGGAGGAGGAGGCCUGGGCCUUUGUCAGAAAGCCUGCAAGCCCAGAUGGCUCAGAAGGGACGGAAAAUAAGCAUGAACAGGAAUCACAGGUGAAAGUCAGCAGGCGACUCCGUGAGCCCUCGGAUGGAGAGGAAAACGCAGAGCCCUGUGCGAAGCAUGCGAGACAGAGCACAGAAUCCGUGCCUUCAGCCAACAAGGACACGUUUUCUUACAUGGGAGAGUUUGUCGUUGUCUACACUGACGGCUGCUGCGUCAGCAACGGGCGGAGGAGGGCACGAGCAGGGAUCGGCGUUUACUGGGGGCCGGGCCAUCCUUUGAACGUAGGCAUUAGGCUUCCCGGGCGGCAGACCAACCAAAGAGCAGAAAUUCAUGCAGCCUGCAAAGCCAUCGAGCAAGCAAAGGCUCAAAACAUCAAGAAGUUGGUUCUAUAUACGGACAGUAUGUUUACUAUAAAUGGUAUCACUAACUGGGUUCAAGGCUGGAAGAAGAAUGGGUGGAAAACAAGCACAGGGAAAGAGGUGAUCAACAAGGAGGACUUCGUGGCGCUGGAGCAGCUCACCCAGGGCAUGGACAUCCAGUGGAUGCAUGUUCCUGGUCAUUCGGGAUUUACAGGCAAUGAAGAAGCUGACAGAUUAGCGAGAGAAGGAGCUAAGCAAUCUGAAGACUGAAUGAAGUAAUUUUAAUUCUUGGAAAAACUUGAUUGGCAGGAUUGAAUCUCAGAAUGUUCAGGUUGACUUGUACGUACCCGUGGAUUAGAGCAAGGCAGUGCUCCCUUGGUGGCUACAGCCCAUGCCAGGGCCCACGCCUCAGCCAAGGGAAUGCGGGCUGAGCCUUAACUGGAGAGCACCCUUGUACAAGGCAAGCCCGCCCAUAGCCCUGGCUGCUUGACUGUUGUAUAGAAACAUCUUACAGGCAAGAUGCAUAAAUCUUUUAAAAU